CUUACCCCAAGCCUCUUUCCCCCAUAACUCAUUCCACCCUCUUGACCAUGUUGCCAUGUGUCUGCUGGCUCCAACUUAUCCUCAUCUUGCUGUCCUCUGUCUUAUGGACCCUGGGGGAAAACUGCCCAGCGACCUGCCUGUGCCCAGAUCCUCACACUGUGGACUGCAGCGGCCGUGGGCUGACCCGUCUUCCCAGUGAGAUCCCCUUGGAUGUGCGCAGGCUGUUGCUGGCUGACAACUGGAUACUCCGCAUCCCCUCGGACUUCCUGGUCCUGUACAGUGACUUGGUCUACCUGGACCUCCGGAACAACUCCCUCUCCCACAUAGAGCCGGGGACUCUCAGCACCUCUUCCAGGCUGGUCUUCCUGGACCUGGGCAGCAACAAUCUGACUGAAAUCCCUAAGGGGACCUUUGGGGAGUCUCGGAGCCUGAUCAAACUAAGGCUGGGCAACAACCCGUACCUGAGCAUGGUGAACGAGGAUGCUUUCCUCGGCCUCACCUCUCUGAGAGAACUGGAACUGGAGCGUAAUGCACUGUCAACGCUACAGGUGGGGGCGCUGAGUCAGUUGCCCUCCCUGCGGGCGGUGAGGCUAGAGGGCAACCCCUGGGUGUGCAACUGCAACUUUGCCAACCUAUUCGUGUGGCUGAUGGAGAACAGGCACAAGCUUCCAAAUGGGGUGGAAGGCAUGGAGUGCUCCCUCCCCAUGGACGGCAGGCGUGUAUCCCUGACCCAGCUCUCCAAGGACAGCUUCCGUGAGUGCCAGGCCACCCUGACUCUAACAGACCUGCUCAUCAUCAUUUUCUCCGGUAUCUCUGUAUCUGUCGUGGCCAUCAUGACGAGCUUCUUCCUGGCUUCAACUGUUCAUUGCUUCCAGCGCUGGAGUAAAGGCACCAAGGGGGAUGAGGAGGAGAGUGAGGAGUAAGACGGGUUUAAAUUUUGAGGGCCUGCGCGGUCCUGGUACUUAAACAAUGAGAGGACACCGCAGACAGUGUGUGCUACAUGUGACAGGAUUCAUGCUGCCUCCUGCCUGGUGAACAUCCAGGACUGCUUGACAGUAGGAUCUCGCCCUGGUACGGUUGCAGUUGUUUUCUUGCACAUGAGAUACGGUAACAAGGGACAUUCCCAAGGAAUGAGCCAGUAAAAAGUAGUGAGUGCCCUGCUCCACUUGCAAAAUGAUAUUAUAGAGAUCGUAAUUUUGGCUGUGAGAGCCCGUGGUCAUCUUUUAUGGCUGCUGGCUCUUCGCUUCAUGUCGUAGGCCCUACAUAAAUAUAGUGAGGCUAACACCUUUAUAAUGAAAGAGUAAAAGAUUAAGAAAAACAGAAGUGUUGCUGCAGUGCUGUCACAUUAGUAUUAGACAAGGUGAUAAUUCUUAAUGUGCAAUUUGUCUAAUUCAGUCUAAUGUGCACAUUAGACUGAAAUCCUGUUACAUCAAAGUUAGGGCAGACCUUUACAUGAUUUCACAGGGCUUUAUCUGUGUAGGGCAGAAUCUGUGAUCCCAUCAAAAAAAAAAAAAGGAAUUCAUGUCGACCCACGACCUCAGUAAUUAACUGCCUAUACCAUGAUAUGCUGGCAUAUCCUGCCAUUUACAGUGUCUUUUUGUGGACAGCCUUGCUCACAUUUAAAAGUGGUUCAUAAGCCAUUACUGUUGGCAAAUACUGUUGUUCCUUCAGCAAGUAAAAUUAGACAGAGGUGUUAGAGGAUCAGGAAAGAUUUGGAUAAUGGCAAGGUGUUAACUGUAGGUAGCUGAUGUGCUGUAGGCAGGAAGAGUUUCCAGUGGCUCUGCACAUUGUUUCAGCAGUAUAUUCAUUAUAUAAUCACAAAUGUGUGUACAAAAGAAAACAAUGUACAGUCAAACAAACAUAUAAAUCAACAAGAUUUACUGUAUGUUCCUUAGAUUGAUAACUGUGACCUGUGUAGAGAGAAAAAAAUAACAGUAUAAUCUUGAAAAAUUAUGGCAAACACGGUAUUAAAAUAGAAUCUAAGUAGAACUAUUGUGUCAAAUAACGCACUUUAUAUGGUGAACCUGAUUUUGGCAAGCCCCUAAUUACACUAUGUAGACUGGUUUUGUCUUCAUCUGCCAAAGAUUAGGUUUAGGUGAAGGAGAGAUUGCAUAUAAGGACUUUGUUGUGGAUGAUGUGUUAUUUAGUGAGGUAGGAGUAGUUCCUUCACAGAAGGCAGCACUAUAGCCAAAUCACGCUUUGUAUACACAUAUUAUACUCAAACAGUUAUGGUCUCCAAAGAUUAACAUUUUCUCCCUAGAACCAGCUGUCUUACUUUGCUUCAAACACGGCAGUCUUUAACAGUCACUCCAGCACAAAUAGUUAUUCACUGUCAAUGGUGGUGGGGAAAAGAUUUCUCUCUAUGAAUAACAAGACAACUUUUUAUUUUCUUUAGGAUAUCCAGAAAUGAUACAUUAUGAACUCUCUGCUGUCCUUUUACUAAACAUCUUCCACAAUAUUGUAGUAAAGCUGCUGAUUUGAUAUACUGGAAAAGUCUCAUAUCAGAACUUAUUGUAUAACAGUAUCUGCAUUCACAAGAGCAACACAAUCUAAAUUAAAUAAAGAAGGAGCGCUCUGGACUUUAUGGGUUUCUGUUUAUUUGCAUCCUGUAUGUUUAAAUCCUUCUCCAUUAGGAUUUGGAAUGCUCUUAGCUGGAGUAUUAUCCCCCCCUCCCCACAUAGCUAAGGUAUGUUGCAUUGCUUCUCACAUGCUUGUAAGGCAUGAAUAAUUCAGCAAAAUUGAGAUAUGAACCAGAAAGAAUGUCAAGCCUCUAAAUGCAAACAAGCAAGCGAUAGAAAAACAGCCAUGAGUAAAUAGAGUUAUAAUUUCUGUGUGGCGAACAAAAGGAAUUAUUCCAAAUGCCUGAGUCCCUUAUGAACAAGUCAUAACCCUGAAUGUGCAGCAUUGUGAAGCACAUUUUGCAGGAAGGACAAAAAAAAAUAGCGUAUAUUUAUUUUAUCAUUCGUAUCUGUAUCAAUAAAAGCACAACUAUUUCACAAUUCUACUACACUCUUUUAUGGGAAGUGUCGCAUCACAUGUUGGUACCAUCCUGUAGGUUGUCACCGUAUGUUUUCAUUAAUGUGUAUUGUUACAUGUUGUGUUGAAAUGCCACAUCCUUAUAAACAGUGUAAACUUUGUGAUUGUAUGGAUGUUGUGUUUUUUUUGUUGCCAGCAUUGAAAUGGCAACUGAUUUGAAUUUGAAGACAAAUUCGAGGCACAUGCCCAAUGGAAAUGGGCCUUUCGCUAAGCCCCUCCCCCAAACAGCAACUGUCCAAUCAUAGCUCAGUAACUGUAGCUACAUCAGCAGGUCAGUCAGGCUGUGUGUUUUAGGAAAGUUGACGAUCCAGCAACUUCAGAGAAACUUGCAUUGAUAUCGUUUCACUUGCUAAACGCCGCUUAAUCCCCAUCCUCAAAUCCAAUCCUUAAUUAUUAUUUUUUUGGUAUGACAGUGAAGCAAACAGUUUUAAAGUUUCAAAAUAAAAAAUAUACUCUAAAUCUAACCACUGUACUGCUUGUCCAAGUAGGUCUACAUUUUUCAUAUUCCAUGAAACCAACCAAGCUACGAAUAUCAUUUUUGAUUAUACUAUAUUUCUGUUCUUGAUAUCGUACUAUGGGGCUUUGUUUACACGUCUUGUACAGGCAUCAACAACUGGUAAGCAUGCUGAUGUUGACUUGGGGUAUGUAGCGUUAGCCUCAGUCUUUUAGCAUGAUAUCAUGCAUGCAUGCAGCAGUGAAGUAAGAACUUUUUACAGGGUUCUAAUUGUAAAAUGUGUCAGAUGGAAGCAUUAAAAAGUCAGCUGGUGGCCAGUCUUGCAUAGCUAGACCUGUCUCUAUAGCACUGUGUAGCUGCACCCAUAAUCAUUGUUCUACAGUCAGCAAACGAAAUGAUGUAUUUUUGUAGGCCAACCCAGAAGUAGCAUCGCCAUGGGGUCUAUUGAGAAUUUGUCUAUGGGAUUUUUGCAUUGGAUUUUGGAUCAUGGCAGAAAAUAAACUCUGUGGCAAACACACAUUUCUGAUGCUUACGAGUUUUGUUCAGCAGGAUAAUCUUCACAAAUGAACACUUUUAUGAUUUUUGAAGUGUUAAUGCAAGCUAACGACUUCUACAUCGCCACCAUUUUGAUUCAGACAAUCUAGCUAGCGAAUCUGUAGCCUAAUAAAUUGUUUAUUAACAAAGUUUACAAUCUCCAAGACUUUGCAAGCACUAAAAAACACGACUAGAGGCUGUGAGGCAGGCUAGUGAGAGAGUUCCUGUCUGUGUCUCGUGUGAUGACGUUUAAUGUCCCCGACAACCACUGUAGUCUCAUUUAGCCACUUGUUAGCAACCGACUUUUUAAGUACACAUAAAGACUAAAAAUUCUCAAGUGAGGGUAUUUACUAACAUAUUUUGUGUCAUACAACAAAACAAAAACAUCUCUUCAGUUUGUGUUAACCACAGACCUUAUUUCAGGCAUCAAACCAAAAAACCCAUUUAAAAUUCUCAUUGAAUUUGAGAGGUUAGACCCAUGGCGCUAAAAUGCUAACUUACUUGCGAGUUUAAGAACUCAUUCCUGUGGUGCCCACUAAAUGGCGGACUUGUAUCCACAGUCUGCAUUCAUGAGUCAGACAAGCUGACUUUAGCAUUAGCAUUAGCUUACAUAAGCCAGCUACACUUCUUUCUUCAUUCUAACUAACAAAAUUAGCUCUCAUUGGCUAGAAAUUGGGAGCCUGGUUUUGUUUACUUAUCUAGGGAAUUGGAGACCCAUUGUUUAAAAAAUGGCCACAAAUUCAAUGGUUAAUCUACCACCACUAUCACUAAGGGAUAGCUUGACAGCGGUAACAACAGUAGCUAGGGAGGGCGGGGCUUAUCGAAAGGUCAAUUGUAACGUUAACAACCGUCCUAAAGGGCAAGGCCAGUGAUUUUCAUAUGUAAUGUCUGCCAUUCUGUUUAGUCAUUUUUAGUUAACAACACCUACAAUUGCUCCUAGCCAGAGUGAAGGUGCCCACAGUUAAGUUAACAUGGAGAGAAUGAGUAUAGAGGCAUUCAGGGACUAAGUUCCCAACAAAAAGGUAUAAAACUAUUUGAUUUUGUUGACAUGAAAGGAUGCAAGUUCUCAUGUUUGUAAAACCACAACACAAGCUAAAGAGGAAUCAUUAGGUUGAGGCGUUUUCUCCUUUCCAGGUGAGCUUUCUUAAGUGAUAUCUGAAGGUGCAGAGGGAAAGUUUUUAUACAUAUCAUUAUCAUUUCCAACUACUGUGUAGUUACUGUAUAUUAACAAAUUAUUAUGUUAGCUUAGCUGUUAGCUUGAAGCAUAUGUUGGCAUGACAAUUUUCCUUUCUCUUACUCAUUUUAUUAAGUAACAAAUAUCAGCACAUUAGAGCAUGCACUGUUGAGUUUACCUACAGUAUAAAGUUCAGAUUCAUGUCUAUUUUUCUAUUAAACCUUUCAGAAUGAAGCAUUUAUUUACUGUAUCAGUCCCCAAAGUAAUUUUCUGGCAUUGCGCACCCUGGAAAGCAGAGAAACUGGUGGCUGCUUUUGUCCAGUUUGUCUUGACAUUGCUUAAAAUACCAAAAUCUAUGUUAUGUUUUGUCAGAUAAAUGUCAAAAUGGCUCAAAUCGAAAUGAAGUGACAGAGAGGAGUGUGACGUUGUUGCUGCAACUGAAUGCAUUUCCAAAUGUCAAACAGACCGUAUGUGUAGCUGUAUAUUGAUGUUUGGUUAAAAAAACAAAAAAAUACAAUAAAAUCCUUUUUUUUCUGCCC
This is a messenger RNA of Centropristis striata (black sea bass), 5737 nucleotides long. It is a transcript of the gene lrrc38b, whose product is annotated as leucine rich repeat containing 38b. Gene Ontology annotation, cellular component: voltage-gated potassium channel complex. Gene Ontology annotation, molecular function: transmembrane transporter binding; potassium channel activator activity; voltage-gated potassium channel activity. The transcript has 2 exons. The record is from RefSeq and is a predicted model, not a curated record. Lineage: Eukaryota; Metazoa; Chordata; Actinopteri; Perciformes; Serranidae. Bases 48 to 923 code for a protein of 291 amino acids.